Malassezia globosa CBS 7966 is the source of this 339-nucleotide messenger RNA. RefSeq lists its product as uncharacterized. The transcript has a single exon. NCBI's taxonomy places the organism in Eukaryota, Fungi, Basidiomycota, Malasseziomycetes, Malasseziales, Malasseziaceae. The record is from RefSeq and is a predicted model, not a curated record. The coding region runs from base 1 to 339 and encodes 112 amino acids.
AUGUGGUCAUCGUCGAUCCGUCUUGUUCCACGUAGUGUACAGCGCACUUAUACUACAGCCAGGCGCCACUGUGGACCGCACUUUACACUGUUCACGGGCACGCAUUGUUCGCUGUGUGAUGACAUGAAAGAGAUUUUGGACAAGGAAGCUACGCGCUCGUCGUUCACACUCUCGACGUACAAUAUUCGCGAUGAUACUAUGCCACAUGUGCAGUACUGGCGGCGCAAAUAUCAGUAUGACAUUCCCGUGCUGCAUAUCCGCUGGGAUGCACCUAAACACGAGAACGACUAUGGAGAGGGUACGUGCGAUACGCGAGAAGCCAUGGCGCCGUCUGGUUAG